GCUUGUCGGGAUGUCGGAUUUGCAUACCUCAUCAACACUGGUAUCGAAGAUGGGGAGGUACAGAACAUGUUUGACUGGUCAAAGAAGCUAUUUGCUCUUCCACUCGAAACGAAGUUGAAGGCAAAGCACCCACCCGAAGGUUGGAAGCACAGAGGCUACAGCGCCGUUGGAAUGGAGAAGGUUUCCGAGGGCUUUCAGGCCAAGCCCAGCCCUGCACAACACUACCUCAAAGAGUCCUUUGACAUGGGCUCCGACGCCCCUACUGCUCGCUUGGAGAACGUCUGGGUUCCCGAAGAAGACCUUCCCGGGUUCCGCGACGCAUCGUGCCACUUCCAGGCAGUCUGUCGCCACUUCCAGAUGACAAAGCUCUUGCCCGCGCUCGCGAUGGGCAUUCCCGGCGUGAACGAUAAGGCGUUCUUCGAGAAGUUUCAUAAAGCGGAGGAUAAUCAACUGAGGCUUCUCAGAUAUCCUGGUGGCGAACCGGAGGUGUUCGGAAAGGAUGCGCAGGACGGGAGGAGGUGCGGGGCGCAUUCGGACUUUGGAACGUGCACGCUUCUCUUCCAGGAUGACGUCGGCGGACUCGAGGUUGAAGAUCCACAUUUGCCCGGGACAUUCGUACCUGUCCCUCCCGUCCCUGGCGCGGUCGUGUUCAACGUCGGUGAUCUGCUCAUGCGGUGGUCGAACGACACCUUAAGAUCGACGCUCCACCGCGUUGUCGCGCCACCUUUCGCAGCCAGCAAGGACGGACGGGUACCAGAGCGGUACUCAAUACCCUACUUCAUGUCGCCAGAUAGGCAAGCGUUCGUCGAGUGUCUCCCUGGGUGCUCGGGCCCAGAUCGCCCAGUGCGGUACCCAAGCGUAAGCGCUCAGAAGUACAUCGACGAUAGGCUCAAUGCGACGUACUGA
This is a messenger RNA of Coniophora puteana RWD-64-598 SS2, 906 nucleotides long. Its product is annotated as Clavaminate synthase-like protein. NCBI's taxonomy places the organism in Eukaryota, Fungi, Basidiomycota, Agaricomycetes, Boletales, Coniophoraceae. The annotation marks the transcript as partial. Gene Ontology annotation, molecular function: dioxygenase activity. The transcript has 6 exons. The record is from RefSeq and is a predicted model, not a curated record.